This is a messenger RNA of Drosophila biarmipes, 2937 nucleotides long. Its product is annotated as armadillo repeat-containing protein 2. Gene Ontology annotation, biological process: cilium organization. The coding region runs from base 209 to 2830 and encodes 873 amino acids. Gene Ontology annotation, molecular function: protein binding. NCBI's taxonomy places the organism in Eukaryota, Metazoa, Arthropoda, Insecta, Diptera, Drosophilidae. The transcript is spliced from 7 exons. The record is from RefSeq and is a predicted model, not a curated record.
UCCGAGGAGGAGGAGUGCUUCCCCGUUGGCAUGGUGCACGCGAAAAAGCCAAACGAAACGUAAAUUUUCCAGGCGAACUCCUCGCUGCCAUCGCGGAGUCCGUUCAGAACUAUUGCUUGCGCUGGUCGACAUCUGCGUAGUUUUCCCGUUUUUCCUUGGCAAACUAGAACGCACGACCACUGGCCAGCGGUGAGCUUCAAAUUUCGCCAUGAGUUUGCUUCUGAGGCGACGGUCGCGCAGCGAGACGCGUCCCCAGGAGAUUGCGGCGGCGGAGAGGGCCAAGCAGCCGGAGUCGGAGAAGCCAGACAGGCAGCAGCACCAGCAGCAGCAGCAGCAGGCGAAGCACCACCAGAUGCGCCAGCCCCAUCCCCAUGCCAGUGAGCAGAACCUGACCAAGCUGGGCCUGGUUUCCAGUGGCUCCAGUGGCAUGGGCAGGCGCAAGACAUCCGCCGAGCUGAUCAGCGAGGCCAAGCUGUUCCUCGGGGAGUCCGUGAACGCGGCGCCUCUGAUGGCCACCGGCGGUGCCCGCUUGGUCAGCACCCGACGACCCAUCACGCCACGCGAAUCCGGAAGGGUUCUCUACGGCAAAGUGGCCCUGGCCGGCAGGCCACCAAGUGCUUUUUCCAUGCGGUAUCUGCAGAACGAGAAGCCCUCCACGCCCCGCCAGCUGCCUGCUUUGCCUGGCUCUGGUCCCGCCACGCCCAUGCCCACCAGAAACGGAGCUCUGCUCUGCCAGUCCAGCACAGAAACGCUGAUUGAGCUGCUCAAGCAGCACCGCGGCCUCAAGGACUGCAGCGAUGAGACAGUGCAGCACAUCAAUGCGAUCCUCCAGGAGCUGUACACGCGCGUGAGAAAGCAGGAGCGCAGCUUCAAGCGUGGCUUCAUCCUGGGCGGUCUCUACGGAUUGGUGGAAUGCAGUUCGCCACGCGUUCUCCUAGCUGUGGCUCGCGUGGUCUUGGCUCUGCGGGUCACGGGCAGCAAUCUGACGGGCGCCUGCAAGCUGAUCUUCAAGGUGGCCAGGCACGAGCAACACGAUGCCCUGUUCCACGAGCACGAUGUGCUGGAGUUGCUGAUCGAUGGCCUGGGCCACGCCUCGCCGCUGGACGAGCCGGAGGCCUGCAUCUACGCCUACGGCUGCAUCCGCUUCCUCACCGCCAGCAGUGCCCAGGAGCGCGACGACGCCCUCAACCGCAACUGGAUUGGUUUGGAGAGCUCCGGCGACAGCCAGGCGCUGCCCCCUCCUGCUCCAAUGCCGCCGGCGCUGUCGGCCAUAUCGGCUGGCCUGUGUCCCAGGAAACUGACGGGCCAGCAAACGCUGGUGUCCCGCCUGGCGCGUCACGGCGCCGUGGAGCUGAUGAUUCUGCACCUGCAGAUGCUGAACGAGGCGGGGGCCACCAAGCGGCUGCAGGGGCCGCCGCUUCACACGCUCUAUCAGCUGUCGGCCGCCAUGAGAGCUCUGGCGGAUGUUUCCCAGCAGCAGCAGCGCCUGCAGCUCCAGUUGCAGCUGGCCUGUCCGCAUCUCAUCCGGGCCGCCGAGGUUUCCAUGGGCGAACUGGAGGUGCAGGCCAAUGUGGUGCGCACGCUGAGCGUUCUCUCCGAGGACUCCGAUUGCUGCGAAACGCUGCACAACUAUGCCGCCAGGAUUGGCCUGCUCCUGGGUCCAUCCUGCGCCGGUGGUGGCCAGUGCAGUGAGCGCCUCCUGGCCGUGCUCAGUCGCCUGGGCUACAUGCUGGGCAACAUACUGGCCAAGCACGAGUCGGCGCGCAUACAGUACUUUCAAAACGAUGUGGCCAUGGAGUAUCUGCUGAACGUCCUGGAGCAGCUCAACGAACGCUCACCCACCAGCGUGGCCCUGCUGGAUGCCCAGAUCAAGUUGAUACGCGUGGUGGCCAACAUGAGUGUGAAUCCCGAGGUGGGCGCUGGCCUGGGCAAUGUGCGUUCGCUGGGCGCCGUUCUGCUGCAGCUCUUGGGCAAAACCAGCGCGGAGUUGGCGCAGAAGAAGACGGCGGAACAACAGGAGCUGCUGCACGCCACCCUGGGAGCGCUGCACAAUCUGUGCUUCUAUCAGGACAAGCAGGCGGUGGUGCAUCCACUGGCCGAGGGAUCCCUGCAGAGUCUGAUCGACGACUUGUCCGCCUCGCUGGCCAAGGUUUUGGGCAGCUGCCAGACGUCGGUGACCAAGGUGGAGUUGGCCCGCGUGCUGGGCAAUCUCACGCGGAACGAGCGGGCGCGUCGCUGUUUCUGUGCAGCCGGCGGAUUGCCUCUGAUGGUGCAGCAGCUGACGAAGCAGGCGGCUGGCCAGGAUUACGAACUGCGCACCUGUGCCAUCGGGGUCCUGGUCAAUCUGCUGGGCGAUGGCGAACAGCGGGGUCCUUUCCUGCAGCUGCGGGGGGCCGAACUGCUGUCCCUACUGCUGCGCGGAGCCCUGGAGCAGGAGGACUGGUUCCUGGCCAACAUAGUUUGCCAGGCCCUGUGGAACCUCCUCAUCGACGGACAGUGCGCGGCCAAUCUCUGCCAGAGCGGCAACAUACUCGACGAGGUGAGCGAUUUACUGGCCGAUUAUCUCGAUGAGGAGCGAUUACUGACCGGCGAUAACGAUAACGACAACGAUGAGGAUGAUCCGGAGGGGGAACAGGAGGAGGUGGAUGCCACGGAUGCGGAAACGGAUCCGGAUCCCGAAGCCCACGAUGCUCUGUGGGAGGACUUCGCCCUGGUGGCCACCGAUCUGCUGGAGCGCAUCCAAAACAACUUCGAUAGGCAGCAGCAAUCGCAGACAUCGCCGCAGGUUGAUAACGAGGACGAUAAGGACGUGUUUAUCGAGGAAAUGUAGUAGCUGCUCGUCCGCUAGUUUAUAGUAUUUCUAUGUGUUUACCUAUCUAUUAUUCGAUAAAUAUCUCUAACCAAGUAAUCAGAGCCAAUUAAAAAUGUUUCAAAAUA